Messenger RNA from Hemibagrus wyckioides, 2243 nucleotides. RefSeq names its product major facilitator superfamily domain containing 4Ab (gene slc60a1b). The record is from RefSeq and is a predicted model, not a curated record. The coding region runs from base 94 to 1695 and encodes 533 amino acids. Lineage: Eukaryota; Metazoa; Chordata; Actinopteri; Siluriformes; Bagridae. The transcript is spliced from 10 exons.
GCUGAACCUGAGCGAAGACCUGAGUGUGAGCAGGAAAUCCUACAACUCUUCAAGAGCCCCGACGUUCAAUAAUUCAUCCGUUCUGAGGACAGCAUGUUUAUCGACCAGCGUCUUGUUGCACUUUUCAGACAGAACUGGCAGCACACCCUGACAUACUGGUGUGUGUUCUUUAGUUUUGGACUCUGUAUAGCAUUCCUUGGGCCGACUAUUUUAGAUCUGAAAUGUCAGACCGACUCAACACUACAGGAGAUCACUUGGGUUUUCUUCUCGCAGCAGAUCUGUCUACUUAUUGGCAGCUCCAUUGGCGGCGUUUUCAAGAAAACGUUGCUCAGUGCUCUUUCUGCUCUCUUCCUGUCUUCCCUCCUCAUUUCUCUGAUCUUUGCCAUCAUUCCUCUCUGCUACAAUGUGCUGCACUUGGCCAUAGCCAUGGCUGUGUCAGGACUGGCGAUGGGCAUCAUCGAUACGAUUGCAAACAUUCAGCUGGUGGCUCUUUACCAGAAGGACUCCGCCAUCUUCCUACAGGCAUUGCACUUUUUCAUCGGCUUCGGUGCUCUCGUGAGCCCUCUGAUCGCAGAUCCAUUCCUUUCAGAGCACUGUCACAGUGUGAACAGCACAGAGCAUGAGGCAAUAAUGCACCACUUCAGACACAGUCUUGCAGGCCUCAGGAGUCCGAUGCUUCUGAACCAAUCUGGAGAGCAUUCUGGAGGAGUCACAGAGCAGUCCAGUGUGUCCUACGCUUUCUGGAUCAUGGCUGUAAUUAAUUUGCCAGUACCCAUCGCAGUGCUUGUGCUAAUGUACUGCGAGAAGCUGAUCCCCUGUUGCCCGAAUGGCUCUCCACGUCUCCUGGACAAAGAUGAGCUGGCCAUGCAGACCAACACAACUGAGUGCGCAGAGGCACAAGAGCAAGAAUCUGGAGGCCAUGGAGACCUUUUCAGCUGCUGUAGGAACGGAAACCUGCGUGAGCUUCCUGCCUCGUUCUUUGGAAUUCAUAUUCUGGGAGGUCUGGUCCUCUUCAUGACUGAUGGCAUUGUGGGUGCCUAUGCUGGUUUUGCGUACACAUAUGCUGUGUCGUCUCCGAUGUCACUGCAUGCUAAAACAGCUGGCUAUUUACCCUGUAUCUUCUGGGCUGCUAUCACCGGAGGAAGGUUGAUGUCCAUUCCACUGGCCUAUCGCUUCAGACCAAUGUACCUGCUCAUGUUUAGUCAGGUUGGCGUAAUAGUGACCGUAUUGCUACUGCUGAUUUUUUACACUAGUAGCCUGUUCCUCUUUGUGGGGACGUGUUUACUCGGCCUCUUCCUCAGCAGCAUCUUUCCAUGCAUGCUUGCUUACACUGAGGACAUUCUAGACUACAAGGGAUGUGCCACUACUGUCAUAGUGACCUGUGCUGGAAUGGGUGAAAUGGUCCUCCAGGUCGUGAUUGGAUCGAUCAUCCAGACACGAGGCAGCUACAGUUUCCUCCUCUGUGGCAUGAUUGCCGGCUGCAUUGGAUUUGCUCUCUUCUUCAGCCUCAUGCUGUGUCACUACUUCCACAGAAACUACCUCAGAGGAACAUCUAAAAAGACAGCUAUGAUGGAGCAACCAGAUGCAGUGGAGGCUCCGGCAGAGAGAGGAGAGGAGGAAGCAGAAGUGAAAACGGAGGAGAAAAUAAAGGAUGAAAUAGAAAUGAAAACCGAGCAGGAAAAUGAAGAAAGAUAACAGUUUCUAUUAUUGAAAAAUUUGAGGUCCAAACUGAUCCUACAUACAGGCAGAGUAAUAUCUGCAAACACAAUGUAAUGAUCCAGGAGUUUCUUUUUGCAUGGCAUCAAAGUUUAAUCAUGCCUAAAACAUAGUGUUUUUUUAGUUGCAUACUAAACCUGUUUUCUGUAAAUGAAGACACGGUGAACAUAUGGCAGGCUUUUCGUUAUUUUUUUCAGUGAAAAAGCAGGAGAUGCCCAUUUGAUUCGUACUAGGGGCAAUAGACCAGACAAAGGUCAAUAGCGUUGGAUCAUGUUUCCACUAUUCUGUAUGUACUGUGUGGUCUUAUUGCAUCACCCAGUCCAGGGGUUCUUUUAAAACUUUUCAUCUUAUUUAUUGUGUUUUGUAAAGGCAUUUCACAGCAGUGAAUCCAGCCGCAUAUUAUCUCUAAAAGCUGGAUGAAUGUGGGCCUGUCAGUCCAUUUCAGCCACCUAAAUUGUUGCAUUAUCCUUUUGUUGGUAUGUAGAUGCAGUACAAUGGUUUUGCUGUAAUAAACUCUUUUAAAAAGA